Molecule: messenger RNA, 675 nt
Organism: Aspergillus fischeri NRRL 181
Lineage: Eukaryota; Fungi; Ascomycota; Eurotiomycetes; Eurotiales; Aspergillaceae
Product: HIT family protein
Exons: 3
Coding region: 1-675 (224 amino acids)
Biological process (GO): nucleotide metabolic process
Molecular function (GO): catalytic activity
Source: RefSeq, a predicted model, not a curated record
AUGACUGUACCGUCAUCAUCAGCGUCAUGCCCCUUCUGCCGCAUCGCAGCAGCAUAUCCUCCCAUCCCACCAUCGAUAUUCCGUCCUCAGCACAAACAGGAUGACGCACAAGAAUCAGCUAUCAUCCCCACAGAUACGACGCAAGAAACGCAUGCGCAUCUUGUACUCUCGACUCCAUAUGUCCUGGCCUUUUUGGACAUCAUGCCAUUGACAAGGGGCCAUGUUCUCGUCGUCACGAGAGAUCACCACGAGAAGUUGAAAGACAUGGGCGUGGAAGUCAGCAGAGAGGAUGCGGUCGCGCAGAUCGGCCAGUGGCUCCCUAUCAUCUCGCGGGUCGUGAUGAGAACUGUCUUUGGCACAGAGGCAGAACCAGAUUGGAGUUGGAAUGUGGUGCAGAAUAAUGGCAUCAGGGCCGCGCAGCAGGUUCCCCAUGUCCAUUUCCAUGUCAUUCCCCGGCCGCCGUUGGACCCUGCGCCUACUGCAGCCAAAAUGAGUUUCGUAAUGUUUGGUCGGGGGCAGAGGGAUGAGCUGGAUGAUGAGGAGGGAGAGUCGUUGGCCAAGGCGUUGAGAGAAGAGCUGGCGAAGGAGGUUCGCCGAGUGGAAGAGAGGGAAGGCGUUGAUUUGGAUGUGGCGGCUACGGAGGUGCGUUAUCAGAGGAUAAAGGGGAAGCUGUGA